Phytomonas sp. EM1 is the source of this 1161-nucleotide messenger RNA. Lineage: Eukaryota; Euglenozoa; Kinetoplastea; Trypanosomatida; Trypanosomatidae. The record is from the annotation of a GenBank genome assembly.
AUGCACGGGAUGCGGCGGACGCACUACGCGGCGCGGGUGGGGCCGCGGACGACGGGCACGAUCGGGUGGGAUACCCUGGUGCUGCUGCAUUUCGUGCAUCACCUCCCUCAACUCGCGCGCGGCGCGAGCGGGGCCGUCGUCGACGAUGCCAUCGCCCCGCUCGUGCGGAGUUGGCGGCGGUUGUUGGUGGAGUUGCAAGGGAUCGACGCCGAGGAGGCCCCGGAGCACUCCCGGCGCCGGGGCGCCUUAGCCCUCGUGAACGGGCUCCUUCAGAUUCUUUUUCAACGCUACAACACCCACCAAUGUGCGGUGUUGUUGGGGUCCGUCGAUCACGCCGAGGCGAGCGCGCGCGCCGCGCGGGAUUCGAUGCGGUCGAUCCUCCAGCCUUCGCAACACCUGACGUCGGAGGUCGUCGCGUAUCAUUACUACCACGGCCGAAUGCGGAUCUACGAGCGACGCCUCGCGGAGGCGCAUCAGGACCUUCGCCGGGCGUACACCCUCCUCCCCCCGGCGGGCAGCGGGAAUGAGGCGCAGCGGCGGAAUAAACAGCGGGUUCGCUUUUUUCUCGCGGUGGCGGGGGUCGCGAACGGGUGGCGGAUUCCGGAGGAGAUCCAGCGCGCCGACGAGCUCCUCCCGAUGCUCUUCGGUGCGCUGGAGUCGGCCCUCACGCGGGGCGAUCCGGUCGCAUUCGGGAAGGCGCUGGAGCGGCAUGGCGCCGUAUGGCGCCGCCGAGGCGUGUAUCUUAUUUUGCAGCAGACAAAACCGCUCUGCUACGCGAUGCUCGUCGCGCGCGUGCACCACGCGCUCAGCGAACUCCCUCAUACCGACAGCACACGGAUCACGCUGUGCAACCUGGUUGCCGCGUACAACGCCGUCGUGGCGGAGGGGAGAGCGCAGGACCGGCGGGAACACAUCGAUAAGGGGGAAAAACGCACACGAAAAGGACGAUUACCGAAUAAACGGACACGCCAUAAUUCCAAUAACUCCGAGGACGACAAUGACGACGACGACGAGAUGGCAGAGGCCAUAGAUGACGACCACAUGAUGCUUUGGGUGGCUAAGGUAAUCAGCCGGGGAUACGUGCGGGGCUACUUGUCACAUGAACAUAAAACUCUGGUGGUGGCGCGAAAUAAUCCCUUUCCCUUCCUUUCUGAGCAGUGA